CACCCAUAAAAGUUGGAACACUUCUGGUUCCCCAGGUUCAGAGUCUGCUGCUGCUGUCCUGUAACCAUGAUGCUCCAGGCGGCUGUGUUCGGUGUCCUCUUCUUCUCUGCCCACAGUUAUGUUAUACAGGCUCCUGUUGAGGAAAACCGUGAGGAAAACUCUGGCAACACCAUUGAAGAUGACGAUUUCAGUGUGUCCACGCUGUUGGAGAAGGCCAAUGUUAAUCUUGGAAAGAACUUGGAAGACCCUCUGGUGUUAUUCGGAGACAUAGCAGUGCCAACAGGUCUACAGAACGCUGAUCCCUGCACAGCACGUGGCUGCCUGUGGCCGAAAGCCUCCGAUGGCAACGUCUACGUACCCUACCGCAUCUCCAACCAGUACUCUGCAAGACAGAGACGAAUCAUCAUUGAAAGCCUGCAGUCAUUUGCUAAGUCCACUUGCAUCCGCUUCACCCCCUUGGCUAACGGACAGAGGGACUUUGUGGACAUCCAGUCUCGCGGAGGGUGUUUCUCAUUUAUCGGGCGUCGUGGUAAUGGCCAGAUAGUGUCUUUGAGUCGCCAGGGCUGUGUUUUUCUGAAUAUCAUCCAACAUGAGAUGCUCCACGCCCUGGGCUUCCACCACGAACAGAACCGAUCAGACAGGGACGAACAUGUUCGCAUCCUGCUGGAGAACGUCCUUCCUGGAUUGGUGUCAUAG
Etheostoma cragini (Arkansas darter) is the source of this 696-nucleotide messenger RNA. Its product is annotated as high choriolytic enzyme 1-like. Gene Ontology annotation, biological process: proteolysis. The transcript has 7 exons. Lineage: Eukaryota; Metazoa; Chordata; Actinopteri; Perciformes; Percidae. The record is from RefSeq and is a predicted model, not a curated record. The coding region runs from base 67 to 696 and encodes 209 amino acids. Gene Ontology annotation, molecular function: zinc ion binding; metalloendopeptidase activity.